AUGGGUAAAGCUAAGAAGCUCAUAAACAGAAGUAAGCUAAGCCAUUAUUUGUUGUUCGUUUCACUGAUCUCUCUCUGUUGUCUUCUCUUGUCUUCUUCUUCUUCUUCUUCCUCUUCUUCCUUGCUUCAUUACUUCAACCUCUACUUCUCCUCCUUGCCUUCUCAGAUCUUGUCUCACACCAUUGACAAGAACUGCAUGUUCCUUCUUUGUAAUGGCCUCCUUGUUUUCGUCAGCAUCACCAAAUCGUUAUCCAAGUCUGAUCCUCGUGAUCAUGAUCGUCCUGUUGAUGAUGAUAAUAAUGAUCAACCUCUUGAACGUUCUAGUAGUAUUGAAGAUACUUCAGAACAAGUUGAGGCCAAAGAGUUGAAUAUUCAGGUCAGGACUACUGAGAUAGAAGCAGAAAUGGAGGAAGAAGAAGAUGAAGAAGAAAGCAAAGAAAGUGAAGUCUUGGGUUUGGAUUUGAAGAAAGAAGAAGAAGAAUGGUGGGAAAAUGAAGAGAUUUUGGUGGAGGAAAACGUGGAGGAAGAGGAUUGGGGGUUAAGCACAGAGCAGAUGAACAAGAAAUUUGAAGAUUUCAUCAGAAGGAUGAGGGAAGAUUUGAGGCUUGAAGCUAAAAGGCAAAUAGUAAUGGCUUAUAAUUAG
Molecule: messenger RNA, 642 nt
Organism: Neltuma alba
Lineage: Eukaryota; Viridiplantae; Streptophyta; Magnoliopsida; Fabales; Fabaceae
Product: cilia- and flagella-associated protein 251-like
Exons: 1
Coding region: 1-642 (213 amino acids)
Source: RefSeq, a predicted model, not a curated record